AUGGUGAGGGGAACAGUGGAAGCUCACUAUGUAAAGCUGAUGAGCUAUAUGCUUGAGUUGGGCAAGGCUGACAGAGAAGGAAGAUUUGAACUACAUGUAGAUGUAGGUGCUGUGUUCAAGUCUUUGUACAUUGGUUUCAGUGGGCUAUGGAAGGGUUUCAAGGAGGGUUGUAGGCCAGUGAUUGGUCUAGAUGGUGCUUUCCUUAAGACAUACCUAGGUGGUAUAUUGCUGACAACUGUAGGAACUGAUGGAAUCAACCAAAUGUAUCUCAUAGCUUGGGCAGUGGUGGAAACUGAGAAUGAGGUUUGCUGGACUUGGUUCAUAAAAAUACUUGUUGAAGAGUUGAGCUUGGAUGAAGGAGUGAGAAUUACCAUAAUCAGUGACCAACAAAAGGGACUUGAGAAUGCAGUUCAGAGUCUACUUCCCUUAGCUAAGCAUAGAAACUGUGCAAGGCAUAUAUAUGCAAACUGGAAAAAGACACACAAAGGUCCACUUUUGAAGCAGCUUUUCUGGAAGCUGGUUAGAAGUACGUACAUGGAAGAGUAUGCCAUUACAUGCAGAGAGCUAGAGAAGGAAGAUGGACAGGCUUAUGCAGAUUUAAUGGAUAAGAACCCCAGCAGAUUCCGUAAGGCUUUUCUAACACCUGGCAAUUGCUCUGAUGCAAUUUUAAACAAUGUUUGUGAAUGUUUCAAUGCUUAUAUUCUGGAUGCAAGGAGUAAGCAUAUGUUAGGCAUGCUAGAUGAAAUGAGAACCAUACUCAUGGAGAGACUAUAUAGAAAGAGUGUAGAAAUGGAGAGUGGUGGAAUCAAUUCAACUGUGUGUCCAAAAGUGAGGAGAAAAAUUGAGGCCAUGGUUUAUAAAAGUAGAAACUGUAUCACUAUUCAUGCAGUUGGGGGAAAAUUUGAAGUAAGCCAUUUUGAAGAUAGGUUUGUAGUGACUCCUUCCCUAAGGCAAUGUGGGUGUAGGAAAUGGGAUUUAACAGGCAUCCCUUGUCUUCAUGCCUGCGCUGCUAUCCAUUUCCUCAAACAUAAUGUUGAUGAUUAUGUCCAUGACUACUUCUCAUUGAGCAAAUACAAGUUGGCAUAUGGAUAUGGGUUGCCAGCAUUGAAUGGAGAGAAGCUCUGGCCUCAGGCUGAGGGGUACCCGGUUGUACCUCCACCUGUGAAGAAAUUGCCCGGCAAGCUGAAGAAGGUUAGAAGGAGGGAUCCAUUCGAGAAAGAUCCAGUCAGGCCCAACAGAAUGAAGAAGAUAUGUGUGACGAAAACCUUUAAGUUCCGGUUUUGA
Messenger RNA from Salvia splendens (bonfire salvia), 1284 nucleotides. RefSeq lists its product as uncharacterized. The record is from RefSeq and is a predicted model, not a curated record. Gene Ontology annotation, molecular function: zinc ion binding. Bases 1 to 1284 code for a protein of 427 amino acids. The transcript has 2 exons. Lineage: Eukaryota; Viridiplantae; Streptophyta; Magnoliopsida; Lamiales; Lamiaceae.